Tripterygium wilfordii is the source of this 1095-nucleotide messenger RNA. RefSeq names its product signal peptidase complex catalytic subunit SEC11A-like. Gene Ontology annotation, cellular component: membrane; signal peptidase complex. The transcript has 8 exons. Bases 312 to 860 code for a protein of 182 amino acids. NCBI's taxonomy places the organism in Eukaryota, Viridiplantae, Streptophyta, Magnoliopsida, Celastrales, Celastraceae. The record is from RefSeq and is a predicted model, not a curated record. Gene Ontology annotation, molecular function: serine-type endopeptidase activity.
UCACUUGCUUGCGGUGCUUUAGAGGGCUUUGGCUUCUCUCUGUUACGCAGAACUGUUUUAGGGUUUCUAAAGCCACCAAACCAAAUUUAGGGUUUAAGAGGAACAAUAGAGCUACUAGAUCGAAUCGACUAUGUCCAAAAUAGAAGGAUAUAAUACGUGCCCACCGGAUUGCACGUGUCUUAAUAUGAUUCGAAAGGACACGUAGUUAUUAUACCAGAGUGCAUUCAAACUGGGAGGAGGCUGCAUAGACAAUUCCAGCGUUCGGGCUUCGGCAGAGAGCAAGUAACGCUUCGCGUAUUCGGAAUUUCAAGAUGGGAAUGGGAUGGAUUGGACAAAAAGUGGACUCUCUCAAAUCAAUCAAGAUCAGGCAGCAUCUCUCUCAAGCGAUCAAUAUUGGAGUGAUAUUUACAUUUGCGCUGAUGAUAUGGAAGGUUGUGAUGUGCAUUACCGGUAGCCAAUCACCGAUCGUUGUUGUGCUCUCCGGAAGCAUGGAACCUGGCUUCAAAAGAGGUGACUUAUUGUUCUUAAACAUGGGCAAAGAACCCAUUCGUGCAGGAGAAAUUGUGGUGUUUAAUCUAGAGGGAAGGGAUAUUCCAAUUGUACAUCGAGUUAUUGAGGUCCAUGAGCGUAAAGAUACUGGAGAAGUUGAUAUUCUCACAAAAGGGGACAAUAAUCCUGUGAACGACAGGGGGAUGUAUGCUUACGGUCAGUUGUGGUUGCAGCGGCAGCAUGUCAUGGGGAGAGCUGUGGGGUCGGUGCCUUACGCUGGUUGGAUGACCAUCAUCAUGACUGAAAAGCCCAUUAUCAAGUACGUACUUAUAAGCGUCUUGGUGCUGAUGGUCUUGACAUCGAAGGAUUAGGUAACAGAUUUGAACUUCAAGACAUAACGGUGAAAAAAGUUAAGACAAGCUUAAUCCCAACACAGAAUUUCAAGAUUAAGAGUAGACACUUCCAAUUGUUAAGACUGUUUAUUGGAAUGAAUAAUUUGAUACCAGAUUACAUGCACAGCGUCUGCUAAUUAUAAAUUUUGGUGAAGGAAGUGUGUUGCAUUUAUCUUUUGUCCCAAAAAUAUGAAUAUGGUGAAGCUUGCUUGUA